GAGACGUAGCAAAGCUAGGACCUACUGAAGCUCGAGAAGCUGAACAAGUUGGCCAGCGCAAGAGACGUGCCGAGGAGGAGUCCGAAUACCAGAGGUACCGUUUGCACUUUGCAAAGUCCAGACUCUCAUUCCUGAUUAGGUCGUGACAAAAAUCAGCGAUCGUCCCACUUUCCACAGGCUGCAGCGCCAAGCAGGAGCUCUUGAAUUGGAAGCCUAAUCGUGCUCAAUACUUGAGAAGGGACCUUAUUAGCAACUGCAUUGUCCCAGGCAAGGAGGUGGAUUUGCGAAGCAAACGGAUCUAAACAUUUGUAUGGCCUCCUCAGCAAUGGCGUCUCGCGUGGCAGAAAAGGGGCUUCAAGGACAAUCAAUAUUCCAAAGGGUGCAGGAUAACAAGCAGUUUCUGACCGGCACCGCUUUUGCAGCCCCGCCAGCGUGUCAAGGCUGCGCACAGCUCAGGCGGGAGGCUCGCCAGCAGGCCCCGAGGGCAGGGCUCUUCAAUGGGAAUGGAAAGCCGGGAGAGCACUAUAUCAAGCCAAAGGAGACGCUCACAACUGCGUCUGGCAAGCCUGUUGGGGACAACACAAACAGCAUCACUGCGGGCAGGAGGGGACCCCUGCUCUUGGCCGAGGACUUCCAUCUGUAUGAGAAGAAUGUCCAUUUCAACCGGGAGCGCAUCCCGCCCCGGUCAGUGCACGAGAAGGGUGCCGGUGCUUUCGGCACCUUCACCGUCACAAAGGACAUCUCGAAGUACACAAAGGCAAAGCUGUUCGACAGGAUUGGCAAGAAGACCGAGAUCUUUGCGCGGUGGAGCGUUGUUGCGGGCGAGCAUGGGUCAGCAGACUCGGUGCGCGAUCCUCGCGGGUUUGCGGUCAAGUUCUACACGGACGAGGGUAACUGGGAUCUUGUUGGCAACAACACGCCCAUCUUCUUCAUCAGGGACCCCCUGAAGUUCCCCGACCUGAUCCACUCUCAGAAGCGUGAUGUGCGCGGCCUGCGCUCCUGGACCAUGCGCUGGGAUUUUUGGGGCCACUCGCCCGAAGCCACCCACCAGGUGCUAUGGCUGAUGGGCGAUCGGGGUCUGCCCAAGUCGUACCGGCACAUGAACGGCUACGGCAGCCACACGUUUUCACUGGUUAACGAUAACAACGAGCGGGUUUGGUGCAAGUUCCAUAUGAAGUCGGAGCAGGGCAACGAGUCGUAUACUGACGAGGAAGGGAUUGCGCUGUCCGGAGAGAACCCGGACCUGUUCAACGAGGACUUGUUCACGAACAUCCAGAACGGCAACGGGCCCAAGUGGAAGAUGUUCAUCCAGGUGAUGACGGACAAGCAGGCCGACGAGGUGCCCUACGAUCCGUUUGACCUUACCAAGAUUUGGCCACACAAGGAGUUCCCGCUGCACGAGGUGGGCGAGCUGCACUUCGACCGCAACCCGGUGAACUACUUCCAGGACGUGGAGCAGGCCUCGUUCGCCCCCGCCAACGUCGUGCCCGGCAUCGGCUACUCCCCCGACCGCAUGCUGCAGGCGCGUCUUUUCUCGUACAAGGACGCGGCAGUCUACAGGCUGGGCAUCAACCACGAGCAACUGCCGGUGAACAAGCCCCGGUGCCCGGUGUUCAACUACCACUCAGACGGCUUCAUGCAGACGCAAAACGGGGCCGGCCCCCCGUACGAGCCCAACAGCUUCGGCGGCCCCGCCGAGGACGCCCGGUACGUGGACCCGGCCGUGCCCCUGCAGAUGAGCGGCGAGGGCAAGCGGUACAACCACCGGGCGGAUUCGGACGACUACUCGCAGGCGACCGCUCUUUGGCACAUAAUGAAGCCGGACGAGCAGGAGCGCGUUAUCACCGGCAUCACUAACACCAUGACCAAGGGCAAGGGCGCCGGGUGUAAAUCCGACCCGGUCCCCAAGAAGAUCCAGCAGCUGAACCUGUACCACUACUACCGGGUGGAUAAGAGCCUAGGGGAGAGGCUGGCCGAGUCUCUCGGGUUGGAUCUGAAGGAGACCAUCGCGCGCGCGGAGAAGGACCUUCCCAAGGAGGUGCCCGCGCUUGUGAGCUUGUAAAGUUGUAACAGACGAGUUGGGUUGAAAGCGUGUUGACAUGUACUAUACCAGUUGCUGUGGAAGUAGUGUUACAGGUCGAAGAGCCGACGUGAAGCCAGAUUUUGAUAGCGCAAUCAUAGAAGUUCUUGAACUUGUCAAGCUCGAUUUGAUACUGAAUCUGCGUUGCGGUACGAUAAUGUGUUCUAAUUCACCAUUGGCCUGUGCAUAUUUGAAGUUGUGGCUGCCGAGCACGUCUGCCAGAUUGCCGAUGAAGGUUUUUCUUCAUUGCCUGCAACGCAGUCACAGCACUCUUGCCCCACCAUACAGAGAAAAGUCGACUGAGUAGAACCAUUCUUUCAAGAUGAUGUCACUCAUGUGGCCGUCGG
This is a messenger RNA of Klebsormidium nitens, 2427 nucleotides long. The record is from the annotation of a GenBank genome assembly. NCBI's taxonomy places the organism in Eukaryota, Viridiplantae, Streptophyta, Klebsormidiophyceae, Klebsormidiales, Klebsormidiaceae.